UAAAUAUGAGAGACAAAAGACUAACAAUCUCUCAAAUUCAUCAAUGGUUCUACUUUCAUUAAAUGAAAUGAGUCCUUUGUUUUUGUCUCUCUAGUAAUCUAUCUCUCUAGUUGUGCGAGCCUGAGUAUUUGGAUCUGAAAAUAAAUGCUACAACUCUAGUGCAAAUAUACUUCCACUACUGCAAGAACAACAGUUGGCUGUAACUGUAUUUAUAUUUCUUCCCAAAAAUAGAGAAGAAAGAGAAAAACAGAGCAGCCCACAAAAAACCAUUUGUCAAUGGCCAAUCCCAACUCUGCUUAGCAUUCUCAACGGUCAAUCAAUCAAAUAUAUACGUUAAGUUUAACGACCAGGUUGAUCUGGGAGGUGAAAUUGUUGAAUUUUGGGAUACUCGUUGGUCGAGAAGUCAGAAUUCUUUUCUUGGUUGGCAUAUUUCCUGUUUUUCUUGGUUGGAGGAGUGGAAAUUGGUAUUGAAUUAGGCGUUGGGGUUGGUUUUUGUGGUAUGGUUUCCUUCAUUGCUGCCGGUAUAUUGAUCAGAGGAAUAGGACUGAUUUGUAAUUUCUAUGGUUUAAAGGAGGCUCAAACUUUGAGUUGUUCCAAUGUUAGUUGGAAUUGCCUGGUUUUCAUCAGGAAAUAUAUGUAGGAGAUUGUAUCUGAUGAUAGGGCGUUGUUUUCGUAGGUCGAGGAGAUUUAAACUGAAGCAAUAAUUCUGUGGAGUAAAAAAUUUUUUCAGCAUUUUUGAUAGAAGUGCUAGCAAAACUUGGAUAUGAGAAGCCCUUGGUUUAAGAAAAUUUCUAUCGUCUUUGGGCCUAGACCACCACUUAAUUGGUUGCUUUUAUGUGUUGUGAUUGUCCUUGUGCUAAUUGCAUUAUUGGGGUCUUCUUCUUCAAGUGCCUUGAAAUCUGUGACUUCUGUGGCAAAAUCUGACACCUACAGAAAGUUAAAACAGCAAGCAACCAAUGAUUAUCUGGAAUUGAGGACUCUUUCUGCUGGGGCUAAUAGGAUAGAAGUUAGUCUUUGUGGAAAGGAUAGAGAAAACUAUGUGCCUUGUUACAAUGUAUCUGCAAAUUUGCUAGCUGGAUUUAAAGAUGGGGAGGAGUUUGAUCGGCAUUGUGAAGUGUUGCAAGAUAGACAGUAUUGUUUGGUUCGUCCUCCCAAGGACUACAAAAUUCCUUUGAAUUGGCCUACAGGGAGGGAUGUGAUUUGGAGUGCAAAUGUGAAAUUGUCCAAAGACCAGUUUCUUUCAUCUGGUACCAGGACAAAGAGGCUAAUGUUAGUUGAAGAAAAUCAAAUUUCUUUUCACUCGGAUGAUGGGACUGAUGAUGUCCAAGACUAUUCCCACCUCAUAGCAGAAAUGAUUGGACUCACUAGUGAUACUGAAUUCCAUCAAGCUGGUGUUCGCACUGUUUUAGAUAUUGGAUGUGGGUUCGGAAGCUUUGGGUCUCAUUUACUCUCCCUCAAUAUAAUGGCUGUUUGUGUAGCAGCAUAUGAAUUGAUGGGUAGCCAAGUCCAAUUAGCCCUUGAGAGAGGUCUUCCAGCGAUUAUUGGCAACUUCAUUUCAAGACAACUUCCGUUUCCAUCACUAGCAUAUGACAUGAUUCACUGUUCUCAGUGUGGUAUUGUGUGGGAUGAUAAAGAUGGAUUGUUUCUUAUCGAAGUUGAUCGUAUGCUUAAGCCUGGAGGUUACUUUGUUUUAACCUCACAAAUUAGCAGGCAGUAUGGAAGUUCUGUGAAUCCCAAAAAAGGAAGCAUGUCAACUCCAAUUGAGGAAUUUGCCCAAAACGUUUGUUGGAAUUUGUUAGCAGAGCAAGAAGAAACAUUCAUCUGGCAGAAGACUACCGAUGCUUUAUGCUACACAUCAAGCAGGCAGAAGAAAGUACCUCUUUGCAAAGGAGAGGACACCCAGCCAUAUUACCACCCGCUGUCACACUGCAUAAAUGGAAAAAACAGCAAGCGUUGGAAUCCCAUUCAAAACAGAUCUUCUGGUUCUCUAAGCUCCACAAAACUUGAAAUUCAUGGAGUUCAUCCUGAAGAUUUUUUUGAAGACUUGGAAUUCUGGAGAGCUUCUUUGAGAAACUAUUGGACUCUGCUCUCUCCUUUGAUAUUUUCUGAUCAUCCAAAAAGGCCGGGUGAUGAAGAUCCAUUAGCUCCAUACAAUAUGGUUCGUAAUGUGAUGGACAUGAAUGCUCAUUUUGGGGGUCUAAAUGCUGUAUUACUCGAAGCUAGGAAAUCAGUUUGGGUGAUGAAUGUUGUGCCAAUGGGAGCACAAGAUACAUUAGCUCUCAUCCUUGAUCAGGGUUUUGCUGGUGUCUGGCAUGACUGGUGUGAGCCAUUUCCUACAUAUCCUCGGACGUAUGACUUGCUUCAUGCCAAUGGCCUUCUCUCACACAUUGCUUCACAAGGAUGCAGUAUGAUAGAUUUACUAUUUGAGAUGGACCGUAUCCUACGCCCUGAGGGGUGGGUUAUUCUUUCUGAUAAAUUGGGCCCCAUAGAAAAAGCACGUAGUCUAGCUAUACAGAUUCGCUGGGAGGCCAGAGUAAUUGAUCUUGAGAACGGCAGUGACCAGCGCUUACUUUUAUGCCAAAAGCCAUUUCUAAGAAAAUGAAUACCUGGUACAGAUAUCCCAGUAUUCUUACCGUCCAGGCGUUUUUAAGAUCUGGGCGUGAGCCUUAAAAAAGCUGAUUACACGAAUCUGCUUGGUGUUCCGAUGGAUCAAAACGUAGCCCCCCCCAAGAAGAUGGCUCAGACAAUUUUGGAAGCUGUAGAGUAGAGGAAGGUUUGCUGAGGUAGCCCCCAGCCCAAAGAAAGUUUUUUUCCUUUUCUUUUCUUUUGCCACUUUUUCCCCCUCACUGGUAAAGAAAUCUGUAGUUAUUCGUUCAUCUUAAUUUUUUCUCCUUGUGGUUUCAUAUUGCUUCAUUGAUUCUGUAAUUUGAUUUGUCUUUUGUAACGAACAACUUCCACGAGUGAAAGUGAAUGCUACAAGCAGUGAAAUGUAAGAUUCAAUGUUAUAAAUGCGAAAGCCUCAUCCAACGUCUUCAUCAA
Coffea eugenioides is the source of this 3039-nucleotide messenger RNA. RefSeq names its product probable methyltransferase PMT5. The transcript has 10 exons. Gene Ontology annotation, cellular component: cytoplasm. The coding region runs from base 764 to 2602 and encodes 612 amino acids. Gene Ontology annotation, molecular function: methyltransferase activity. NCBI's taxonomy places the organism in Eukaryota, Viridiplantae, Streptophyta, Magnoliopsida, Gentianales, Rubiaceae. The record is from RefSeq and is a predicted model, not a curated record.